UCUAUGACAGUCAAAGACGUUCAUAGCCUUUCUGCUCUUUGUGUUUUGGCAAAGGACAGCCCUCAUGUAAAUGGAUUUCAAACUCUUGUGGGACUCAUGUUGCUUGCUCGAGGAACUAGCAAGCAGGUCAUUACAGGCUUGAAUCACAUAGGUGUAUCAUUGUCAUAUUAUGAAAUUCUGCGUUUGGUAGAACAAACAGCUGAUGCAAUUGCGUCAAGCAUUGCCAUCCAACAUGGAACAUGGAUAGUUGCCUACGACAACGUAAAUUUUUACAAACACGUACUGCAUGAGAGACAGGGCAGGCACCAUGAAUCUUGGAACUUCACAAGUCGUCUGGCAACUAAAGUGAUGAAUCUCCCUUCUGAGGAAUUAUUGAGUACAGCUGGUAUACCACAAUGUCGUAGAUCAUCUCUAAACCACCAAGACCUACUGCCGACUGAUGAAGACGAUGAGUACUUUAUUCAUGCAGCUAGACGUUAUGUGAAAAACCUGCUUGUCCAUUACUUCAGAAGUUGCAAUGGCCUCCUCAAAAGCAGCAAUCCUAGACAUGGACAGAAGACCAACAAAUCAGUUCUUUAUCCCAUGCCUCUCAUGGACAUCGACAGCAGCUACAUUGACAACAAUGUUACAAUUUUGGAUGACUUUCAAAGAAGACUCAACAUUGAUGAGGAGCUAAGCGCAGAAGAGUGGCAGAGUUUAAUUAAUCCUAGAGACAAAUUGACUUGGGCAAAAGAAAACCCUGGUGACUUUCAUUUUCAAUGGGAGUGUCUCAAGGUCAUCUUUCUGCUUUUUGGGGGAUCCUCAGAUCAGCCAGGGUCACUUGCUCAACUUAGAGACACUGUAAAGAGGAGAACUGUUACAAGUGAUGCCAAGGUAUUCCAACAAGGAGAUGAAUUUGUACAGAAUGCACUUGAUGCCCACUUGAUUGCAUCUCUUCUCGACUUCUUGAAGCUUGAUGAUGAGUCCCAUACACUACCACCAGAUGAACUUCCACUCACUGAAACAAGGAUUAACCAAUUAGUAAACCAGUUUGUUGACACAGUCAUUGCUGUUCCUACAGAUGAACAACAGCCAGAAGCAGAUCAUGUCUAUAAUUUUCACCGCUCAUUUGUACAUGCUGCACUCUUCUACCAUGACCUAAGAGAUGUCAUCAAGUAUGAGGAUGGACCAGGAAUAAUUCGGCAAUGGCGAAUGUGGCUCCUGUUAUUUCUUGCAAGCAGACGACGAAACUACAGUGUUGAAGCAGCAAACUUACUAGCAAACCUGAAAGCUGAUUUUUCAAAAUGGAUGGCACAUAUUGCAACCUACAAUCGUACUAUCAAUUCCACGGGAAUACCAGGCCAUGGGAAACCGAUUGAUCAGGCAGUUGAACAUCAUAAUCUCAUUAUAAAAAAUGCACUGAGAUUAUCAGGCAGCAACAUAACUGAGCACCACCUGAAAGUGGUGAGUCUGUCAGCUCAGAUGUUACAGGACUGUGCAGAACUCUAUGACGAACAAGUCCAAUCUCCUUUUCGUUCAAAGCGACGUACGAGAACUGAAGUACUGCAGGACAUAAAACAGAUGGUUUUAACUCUACGAGAAAACAGAGUAACUUGCAAGAUACCUCACGAAAGCUCAAAAACAACAAAGACUUCAACAUUCCAAUUAGCCUGGGAUAUGCAAAAGCUUUGUCGCAGCAAUGGCGGAGGAAGUUUUUACAAAGGUCUGAAAUGGAGUUGGACAAGAAUCCCAACCUGUAAGAACUGCAUGCUGAGAUUGAGGCAUCAGAUGAACUUCCUUUCCCCUAACAGACCAUUUAGUCUACCAUUAUAUGACAUAUAUGCACACCUCUGGCUGAAGGUGUCGUUUACUCAUUUACUAGUUGUAAAUAAACAAUGUAUCUGUAACUGUCAGUUUAAAGAACACAUCAAUUUUGCUGAAUUGUAUUCUGUGUGA
Messenger RNA from Corticium candelabrum, 1935 nucleotides. RefSeq lists its product as uncharacterized. The record is from RefSeq and is a predicted model, not a curated record. The transcript has 2 exons. NCBI's taxonomy places the organism in Eukaryota, Metazoa, Porifera, Homoscleromorpha, Homosclerophorida, Plakinidae. The coding region runs from base 4 to 1935 and encodes 643 amino acids.